CUUGUAUCUUGGCUCUUGCACUGAACGGAGUUUUGGGAGCGGACAGUCUUAAGAAACUUUUGAGGGUUUUUUUUGUUUUCCUUAAACACACACAAGACAUGCCUUCCUGGACUCAUGCAGUGGAUGCCAAAUAUGGAGUUGCUGUGUGGAAUUUCAAAGGCACUAAAGAGCAUCAUAUCCCUCUCCAGAUCGGAGACACUGUCAACAUCCUCGAAAUAUGUGAAGGUUGGUACAGAGGGUAUUCUCUGAAGAACAGAUCUGUAUUGGGAAUAUUUCCUGUCUCAAUCAUUCACGUCAAAAAUGCAGUCAUUGAGCUCAGGGGUAAGCAGGAGAACAUUGUCUCGACGGAGGUGCCCCUGGUGCAAGAAAUCACAACCACCUUGAGGGAGUGGUCCAACAUCUGGAAACAGCUGUAUAUGACUGGUCAGGUUUCCAAGUUUCGGCAAGUUACCUCGAUGAUGUGCGACUUGAUGGAGAGGAGAUCCCAACUCCUGUCAGGAACGCUGCCACAGGAUGAACUCAAAGAACUGAAGCAAGAAGUCACCACAAAAAUGGACUUUGGCAACAAAAUGCUGGAACUGGAUCUUGUAGUUAGAGAUGAGAAUGGCAAUAUUCUCGAUCCGGACCAGACAAGCAUCAUCAGCCUAUUCCAAGCUCACAAGAAGGCUACUCAGCACAUCACAGAUUUAAUGAGGGAGGAGACGUUUCAGAACCAGAGUGAGUACAGCAGGUUUGCCCGUUUGAAUUCUUCGCCCACAAAUGCCCUAUUCAUCUGGGUCCGCAAUUUUGUCUGUAAAAUUGGUGAAGAAGCGGAACUCUUCAUGUCUCUUUAUGACCCUCAGGAGCAGAAGAUAAUCAGUGAAAACUAUUUAUUCCGCUGGGCAAGCACUGGCCUACCAAAGGAGAUUGAUAUGCUGAAUAACCUAAAAGUGGUGUUUACAGAUCUUGGAAGCAAAGACUUGAAUCGGGAAAGGAUUUACUUAGUGUGUCAGAUAAUACGGGUCGGGCGAAUGGAGCUGAAAGAAACCAAUGCCAAGAAGAUGACUCAAGGAUUGAGGAGACCAUUUGGAGUUUCAGCGAUGGACAUUACCGACAUUCUGAAGGGAAAAGCAGAAAGUGAUGAGGACAAACACCAUUUUAUUCCCUUUCAACAAGUUGCAGCUGAAAACGAUUUCCUCCACAGUUUAAUCUAUAAGGUCUUGGCUGCCAAAGAUAUAAACCACAAAGGACAAGGUCUCUGGGUCUCCAUGAAAUUACUUUCAGGUGAUCUGGAGCAGAUUCGAAAGGAUCACCCUCACCUGGUGGACAGGAACACAGUGGUCGCGAGGAAAAUGGGAUUUCCUGAGAUCGUCAUGCCAGGUGAUGUCCGGAAUGACAUUUACGUCACUGUGGUCCAAGGAGAGUUUGAUAAACAGAAUAAGACCACUCAGAAGAAUGUUGAGGUUACGAUGUGUGUCUGCGAUGAGAAAGGAGAUAUAAUUCCGAAUGCCAUAUGCCAAGGUGCUGGAGACAAACCUGUCACUUACUACCAGUCGGUGGUUUAUUACCAACUCAAGCAACAGCACUGGAUGGAGACUGUCAAGGUUGCAAUUGCCAUUGAAGAUGUUCAGAGGACCCAUCUGCGCUUCACAUUCAAACACAGAUCAUCCGCCGAAUCUAGAGAUAAAGGAGAGAAAAUAUUUGCAAUGGCGUACGUGAAACUAAUGAAACCUGAUGGAACAACCCUGCGAGAUGGAGAGCAUGACCUCAUCUUGUAUAAGGGUGAUAGCAGAAAGCUUGAAGAUGCCGGCAUCUACCUAUGUAACCUGUCCAGUAAACAGAUGGCUGAUCAGAAGCUCAAUAUUGGGUCUUCAUUCAGAAGCAGCAGCGGAGGACACCCCAUUUGCUCAAGGGACAACUUCCAGAUUUCCACACUCGUCUGUUCAACCAAGCUCACACAGAACGUGGAUCUCCUGGGCUUGUUGAAAUGGCGUUACAACACUAGCGCACUAAACGAGAAUCUGAAAAAACUGAUGAAGGUGGAUGGAGGGGAAGUUGUCAAGUUCCUCCAGGAUACGCUAGAUGCUCUCUUUAGUAUCAUGAUGGAGUUUUCAAAUAACAACACGUACGAUAAGCUGGUGUUUGAUGCCCUGGUGUUUCUCAUUGGGUUGAUAGCAGACAGGAAGUUCCAACACUUCAAUGCUGUCCUCGAAGCCUAUAUCCGACAGCACUUCAGCGCCACCUUGGCUUAUAAGAAGCUGUUGAGUGUUCUAACAGAUUAUGUCGACAUUGCAAGCCGUGGUUUGGAAUGUGAGCCUCUGAAGCGAGCCUUCAAAGCACUGGAAUACAUCUUUAAGUUCACAGUCCGGUCAAGAUGCCUCUACUCACAGCUAUAUGAGGGGAAAGAAAAGAUGGAGUACGAAGAAUCCGUGCGAAAACUGUUUGAGACGUUUAACAUCCUGAUGCAGUCACAAAUGGAAGGCAACACUUUACUCAUGCAGGGAGCAUCCCUCAAAUACUUACCCACAGUCCUGCAGGAUGUUGCAUCGACAUUUGAUCCAAUCUUGCUGAGCCACUUGUUGCGCAGUUUCCUCCUGAACCUCCCCCCGGAUCGCCUGGUGAAACAGAAAUUACAGUCAAUGACAGCCAUCGUCAACACUGAGCUCUUUCAGAGAGAAGAAUGUCGAGCUAUUCUGUUACCGGUAAUGACGACUACACUGAAAGACCUGAUUCAGAAAGGAGAUGAGGAGGAGGCUUGUGUUGAACUGCUUAGCAACAUCCUGGAGGUUCUCUACAGACAGAACGUGGGAAACACUUAUCAGGAUAUUCAGGACAUCAUGGACAAGCUGCUUAGGACCGUGAACCAGAUGGUUAUCAUGCUUGGAAGAGACCACAGCCUCAUCAGUAAUUUUGUAGCCUGUAUGACAGCUAUCCUCAGCCAGAUGGAGUACUCUCAUUACACCAACUACAUCAAUGCCUUCCAGACACGUCAAGACCUCAUGGACUUCCUGAUGGAGACCUUCAUCAUGUUUAAAGAUCUUAUUGGCAAGAAUGUAUAUCCUGCUGACUGGAUGGUGAUGAGUAUGGUUCAGAACAGGGUUUUCCUACGUGCCAUCAACCAGUAUGCAGAGACGUUGAAUAAUAUGUUUUUGAACAGCAUGAGCUUUGAGCUCCAGCUUUGGAACAAUUACUUUCACCUCACAGUGGCCUUCCUUACCCAGGAAUCCUUGCAACUAGAGAACUUUUCGAAUGCCAAGCGCACAGCUAUCAUAUGCAAAUACGGAGAUAUGAGAGGCACUAUCGGGUCUGCAAUCCGUGAAAUGUGGUACAAUCUUGGCCAGCACAAAAUCCGCUUUAUUCCAGGAAUGGUUGGGCCAAUCCUGGAGAUGACGCUCGUCCCAGAGGUGGAACUUCGCAAGUCUACGAUCCCCAUCUUCUUCGACAUGAUGCAGUGUGAGUUCCAGUACAAGGGGGACUUCAGAACAUUUGAGGAUGAAAUUAUCAAAAACUUGGACCACGAAGUGGAAGGCGGUCGAGGAGAUGAAGAGUACAAGCAACUCUUUGAAAGCAUCCUAUUGAAACACUGCAGAACGUAUCACUACCUGGAAAAGCAAGGAGAAAUGUUUGUUGCCCUGGUAACCGGCCUGCUGGAAAGGCUACUGGACUACAGGACUGUAAUGAACGAUGAAAACAAAGCCCACAACAUGAGUUGCACCGUAAAUCUGUUGAAUUUCUACAAAGACAUUGACCGAGAGGAAAUGUACAUAAGGUACCUGUAUAAACUUCGGGAUUUGCAUAUCUCCUAUGAGAAUUUCACUGAGGCAGCCUAUACUCUGCUCCUGCAUGCAAAGCUGCUGAAGUGGAGUGAUGGCCAAUUCGCCUCGCACAUCCAGGAUUUCCACGGUUUGCAGACGCAGCGGCAACUGAAGGAGAACUUGUACAAUAAAAUAAUUGAAUGCUUUGACAAGGGCAAGAUGUGGGAAGAAGCCAUUCAUCUCUGCAAGGAGCUGGCAGAACAGUACGAGAUGGAGGUCUUUGAUUAUGAGCUACUGAGUGAGACCCUGCAACGCCAAGCCAAGUUCUAUGAAAAAAUCAUGAAAGUGUUGAGGCCGAAACCUGACUACUUUGCGAUUGGUUACUAUGGCCAAAGUUUCCCAACCUUCAUCCGGAAUAGGGUCUUCAUUCACCGGGGGAAGGAGUACGAACGAAGGGAAGAUUUUGAACAGAUGCUCCUGACACAGUUCCCAAAUGCGGAGUUGAUGAAAACAACAUCGCCCCCUGGAGAGGAGAUCAAGAACUCUCCUGGACAAUUUGUCCAAUGCUUCACAGUGCAGCCAAUCUUGGCUGAACAGCUACAAUUUCACAACAAGAAUGUCCCGGAGCAGAUCGUGGGCUUCUUCAAGGCUAAUAACGUAUCGAAGUUCAGCUACUCUAGACCAAUCAGAAGAGGGCCAAAGGACCCAGAGAAUGAAUUUGCUUCAAUGUGGAUUGAAAGGACCACGUUCACUACAGCCUACAAGAUGCCUGGCAUUCUCCGCUGGUUCGAAGCUGUGCAAACCUCACUGACUUACAUCAGCCCACUGGAGAACGCCAUUGAAACAAUGCAGGCCAGCAAUGAUAAAAUACUAACCAUGAUCAACCAGCACCACAGUGACCCCAACCUUUCCAUCAACCCCCUCUCCAUGCUUCUUAAUGGAACCGUGGACCCUGCAGUAAUGGGCGGAUUUGCCAAAUACGAAACAGCAUUCUUCACUGAGAAAUAUAUUAGUGAACACCCAGAAGACAUGGACAAUAUAGUGAGACUAAAGGAUCUCAUCGCAUGGCAGAUCCCAUUGCUGGAGGAAGGGAUCCGGGUUCAUGGAAAGAAGGUCACCGAAGCCCUCAAACCUUUCCAUGAUCGGAUGGAGGAGUGUUUUGCCCAACUGAAGACAAAGGUGGAGAAUCAAUAUGGAGUGCGAGAGCUGUCAUUUUUGGAAGAGAGACGAGGAGGAGGAGGGGGAGGAGGCAGAGGAAGUCGUCCUCGCUCCAUGAUCCGAUCUUUUCGGCCAUUGUCAGUGAUCUCCUCGAGUUCCCUGAGUUCUGCAAGCUCUGACAGAGAAACAUUGAGGGUGCCAGGGGACAGUGCGGAGCCUCCGUUGCCAAAGAAGCAAACCUCGCGACCCCAGGAGAAACCUCUGGACAGUGGGACUAAAGAUGUUGAGGAGAAGAAGAUCACCAGAAAGGAGAACAGGGUCAGCGGGCUGUUUACCUCCAAAAAAUUAUCUGUGCAGACUCCUCCUCCUCCUCCUCCUCCUGAUGUUGUUGAGGAGCCUUCAAGGUUGUCACAACUGGUGAGCGACACAAGAAUGGUGGAAAUUCAUCCCAAUCCAGAGCAGCCUGCCAAAGAAAACAGCUCAAAUCGAACAGGUCAGGCCUUUACUGUAAUCAAUGGGUUCAGUGGACGGAUAAAGAGUGCCAGGCCUCCUCCAUUGCCCAAGAAAAUUAACCCUUCGCUCCUGGAGAGUUUCAGUCAGGAUCAGAUCGACCUACUGAGCCCUCCGGCCCACCAGGAACCAGCGAGUGACCAGUUUCAAAAUAAGGCCCCCCACCCACCGACGCCAGAGGACAGCAAGCCCCUCAAGUCUCCGCCGCCCCCUCCACCACCAAAGAACAAGCGACUGGUGCCUCACCCACAGAGCUGACCACGCACUUUUCUCGGGACAGAAGAAGCUUUGCCAACCUCGACGCAACGCUCAGGGUACCACGGUCAGACUGGUAGAAUGAUGUCACAUGACCUAGCAACAGGACCAGUGCGCGACCUCCCUCUCCCCACCGCCACGUUUUGUCAUCAUGUAUUAAAAAUGAUCUUCGCACAGCGCUAAGAAUUUUUUUUUCAAACAAAUAUACCUCUUCAUUU
Molecule: messenger RNA, 5875 nt
Organism: Carcharodon carcharias (great white shark)
Lineage: Eukaryota; Metazoa; Chordata; Chondrichthyes; Lamniformes; Lamnidae
Product: dedicator of cytokinesis protein 2-like
Exons: 52
Coding region: 99-5660 (1853 amino acids)
Biological process (GO): cell migration; small GTPase-mediated signal transduction
Cellular component (GO): plasma membrane; cytoplasm
Molecular function (GO): small GTPase binding; guanyl-nucleotide exchange factor activity
Source: RefSeq, a predicted model, not a curated record